Erpetoichthys calabaricus (reedfish) is the source of this 2866-nucleotide messenger RNA. RefSeq names its product myotonin-protein kinase. The record is from RefSeq and is a predicted model, not a curated record. Gene Ontology annotation, cellular component: cytoskeleton; cytoplasm. The transcript is spliced from 16 exons. Gene Ontology annotation, molecular function: ATP binding; protein serine/threonine kinase activity. Lineage: Eukaryota; Metazoa; Chordata; Cladistia; Polypteriformes; Polypteridae. Bases 393 to 2171 code for a protein of 592 amino acids. Gene Ontology annotation, biological process: actomyosin structure organization; peptidyl-threonine phosphorylation.
AGAGAGAGAGAGAGAGAGAGAGAGAGAGAGAGAGAGAGUGACAGACAGAGAGAGAGUGGAGCGGGACACAAGAGUGACCACCAGGGUGACCAAAAGACACAAAAAGGAAGAAGAGCUACUGAAGUGACUGCUUUCUAUACACAGCAGAUGGUCACCGGAGGGAAGUUUCAAACUGGAACAGGAAGAACAUAAAACCGGUUUGGAAAAGAAAACGCAGAGAGAAAGAGAGACAGCGAGGUGGUGUCGCCGCCUGCACUCACACCCUCGGGGUCUUGAGAGACUGCGGCAGGAAGGGGCAGCCCAGACAGGCAUGGGACAUCCUGAGCCGUGAGCCCUUCAGCUGAGCACAGUGGACUGGACAGCAGAGGCAGGCGAGGUGGGCGGGAGGAGAGAUGUCUGCAGGGUCCCGUAUGAAGAGACUGGAGGAGGUGGUCCUGCGAGAUGGCAGUCCAGUAAACCUGGAGACCCUGCUGGACCUGCUGGUGUGCGUCUUUGAGGAGAUCCGCAACUUCCAUCUUGGCCAGGAGAGGCAUGCCAGCACCUUCCUGCAGUGGGCUGAACCCCUGGUGCGUCAGGUGAAGGAGACGAGACUCCAAAGAGAUGACUUUGACAUUCUCAAGGUCAUCGGACGUGGGACCUUCAGUGAGGUGGCAGUGGCAAAGAUGAGGAGGACCGAUCAGGUGUAUGCCAUGAAGAUCAUGAACAAGUGGGACAUGGUCAAGAGGGGAGAGGUUGCCUGCUUUCGAGAGGAGCGAGAUGUGCUCGUCCGUGGAGACCGACGCUGGAUCACCAAGCUUCACUUUGCUUUCCAGGAUGACAACUAUUUGUAUUUGGUGAUGGAUUACUACAGCGGCGGAGACCUUCUUACCCUCCUCAGUAAGUUUGGCGACCGCAUUCCCGAAGAGAUGUGCCAGUUCUACUUGGCAGAGAUGGUGAUGGCCAUCCAUUCUGUCCACCAGUUGGGAUACGUGCACAGAGACAUCAAACCAGACAACAUUCUACUGGACGUCCAUGGACAUGUGCGUCUGGGGGACUUUGGCUCUUGCCUAAAACUCAGGGAGGACGGAAUGGUGCGCUCUUCGAUUGCAGUGGGAACCCCAGACUACCUUUCCCCUGAAAUCCUACAGGCCGUGGAGGACAGCAGCCAGUGCUACGGUCCUGAGUGUGACUGGUGGUCAAUGGGCAUCUGCUCCUUCGAGAUGUUCUUUGGUCAGGCGCCCUUUUAUGCCGACUCCAUCACGGAAACAUAUGCCAAGAUCAUCAGCUUCCGGGAGCACUUUGAAUUUCCUAGGGGCUUCCCCGAAGUCUCAGAAGAGGCCCGGGACCUGAUCUCAGGGCUGAUUAGUGAACGUGAGCAGAGGAUGGGGAGGAAUGGGAUUGAAGACUUCCAGAACCAUUCCUUCUUCACUGGCAUUGACUGGGAAAAUUUGCAUCGCUGUCAGCCACCGUUUCAGCCAGAGGUGGCCAACUCCACGGAUACUUCCAACUUUGACAUUGUGGAGGACAGCCUCAGCGAACAGGAGAUCUUCUCUGAGAUGUUAGAAGAAGCACCUCUGGGGAUUCAUCUGGCGUUUGUGGGCUACUCCUACACGGCUACCAGGGACAUGGACAGCGUGGACUGCGGACAGAACCUCGUGAUUGAGAUCGACAAAGAGCUGUCCAAGGAGAAGGACCUGCUGCUGCAGGAGGCACUGAUCCAGACAUGGCCGGUUUCAGGAAGUCAGCCAGAUGGGGACUCAGAAAUGCUGGAGAGCCCAAUGCCUGUGGAGGAGAAGACUGCAGAGCCAGCCUGCUGCCCGACGCCAGUGGAGAGAAGCGAGUUGGAGCGUCGGCUGCAGGAAGCAGAAAAGCACAACAAGCAGCUGGCUGGGGAGAUCGAGCAGCUCAAGACGGAGAUGGCACACUUGAAAUCGUCGCAGGACAAAGUCACAGAGCUGAGGGUCCUGCACUCUGGCCGUUCUCUGCCUGCCUGCGGCCCGGACCUCGCCUCACAUACUUCAGUGGCACCCUCACUUUGCGACUACCCACUUGUGGUUCCCAUCCACCGGCAUCUGCUGCUUUUCUCCAGGGUGCCUCGCCCAACUGCGAAGAAUGAGGGCUACCUGCUCCUCUCGGCAGCCAGGUGGGGCUUGACUAUGAACGUGCUCAGCUGUCUGUCGGAGCUCUCCUGAGGCCCAGGACCAAAUGAACGCACACCGAUGUUCAAAUCACUACGCCUGAGGUUCACAAGAGAGACAGAGAUGUGUACUCCCCUCCAGAUCGACUAGGAGAUGGCGAUCAUGGGGAGCACAGUGAUGUACUGAACCCAGGAUGGCGACUAAAGACAAAGAGAAAGACAGAGAGAGUGAGAGAGAGACCACGGUCCACUUCAAGCUACUGAUGCGCACGAUCUGAAGAACAGUAUUUAUUUUUCAACGUAUUUAUGCUACGCAAAGCUCACAUAAAAUGCAAGCUGUGCAAUUCGUUUUUGAGAAUACACAGCACACGGAUUGUCAGGUGAAGAGGCGAUAUCGGACGACAAUCUCUGGAAGACAGAGACACACAGAAUGGGUCUUGGACAGCUGCAAAUCCAGCCUACAGCUCUGAGCUCCGAAUUGAGGAACGGUCAAAUCUUUAUGGAAUCUGCUGACAGCAGAGCGAAUACGGAUUUCUGUUUGAAAGAAUUGUAUUGGUUUGGGCGUGACUUGGACUUUUCUGUUUUUUUUUUUUAAAAUAACAUCCAAUGGACUCGAUGGCUUGUCGCCACACUAUUUAACCUCUGACACAGCACUGUUCACAACGGGAAUUUUUCCUACAUUUGCAUUUUCCCCCCCGUUACACCCUCAGUUGAAGGUUUGUAUUCCUUACUUUAAAAUUUGAGUGUUCA